GUAUAAUUAACAAUGUAUCCACGAUCAUCAAAAUCGAAUCAACCUAAGAGUAAAAAAUAAAAAAGAAAUUUGUUUAUGGCUUUAUGUCAAAGCGAGGAGACAGAGAGAGAUUUCGGCCAAAAAAAGCAAAGAUUUUACGUGUAUAAUUACCCAUGUAUCCAUUUAACUAUCCCUUAAUUAUUUGUUCCUUUAUCCUUCGCAGAGUCAGCUUCUUCGAAAUUCCCUCUCCAUCUCCUCUCUGCGUCUCGUUUUUUCCACUUGUGGGCGGAGGGAAGAAGAAAGUUGACCCUUCCAGAGAUCUAGCGGGGGAAAGGGCUUUGCUUUACGUUCUUCGUUCAUUCCUCUCAGCGGAAAAUCUGAAAUCAACCCAAAAAAUCCCAGCCUCCAAAACCAAAGAACAGGGAAGAAAUCAAACCCAGAUUUAUCAUUCCUUUAGCUCCCCCCAAUCCCCAUUUUCUGAUCUUUUAAGAUCUUGCCCAGGUUUUCUCAACCCCCAUCGUAUUCAAUGAAGGAGGCCAAAUACACCGCCGUUCCCAAGAACUCGUAUGUGGAAUUGCAAUUGCACAACGACUCUGAAAACCCAGUUUCCUCCCGAAAAGCCCACUCCAAAUUGCACGCCUACGAGGAUGGUGCUAAUGUAGAUCCCCAUUUUCGAAAUGUUCAUAGUUUGGAUGACGACGACGGCGCCGACGACGAUCUGGAUAUCGACGAUUACCCGUUCGUCGUCUCCAAACCGGGGAAUGGGUCUGGAAUUUCCGGGGCCGUUUUCAACCUCACCACAUCAAUUAUCGGCGCUGGGAUCAUGGCAUUGCCUGCUACGAUGAAUGUUCUUGGAUUGGUUGUAGGGGUUGUGCUCAUAUUCCUAAUGGGUCUUCUUUCCGAGGUAAGUGUUGAGCUGCUGAUCAGGUUCUCGGUGCUCUGUAAGGCUUCUUCUUAUGGUGAAGUUGUGCAGUGUGCUUUAGGGAGGACGGCCAAAGUCCUCUCUGAAAUUUGCAUCAUUGUGAACAAUGCAGGGGUUUUGGUUGUGUAUUUGAUAAUCAUAGGGGAUGUUAUGUCUGGAUCUCUUCAUCAUGUUGGGGUUUUUGAUCAAUGGCUUGGACAUGGGGUGUGGGAUCACAGGAGAUUGGUAAUCUUGGUUGUCUUGGUGCUUCUUCUUGCCCCGCUUUGUGCAUUGGACAAGAUUGAUUCUUUGACCUUAACUUCGGCUGCUUCAGUUGCUUUAGCCAUUGUUUUCGUCGUUGUUUGCUUCACCGUUGCAGCCAUUAAGUUGAUUGAAGGCAAAAUUGAAACACCUAAGAUGGUCCCUGAUUUUACCUCAGAAAAAUCCAUUCUGGAUCUCCUAGUGGUGAUUCCUAUCAUGGCAAAUGCAUAUGUUUGCCAUUUCAAUGUUCAGCCGAUAUAUAAUGAACUCGAAGGGCGGACGCCUCAGAAGAUGUACCGGGUUGGGAGGAUCACAACCGUUCUAUGUGUUGCAGUCUAUGCUUGUACUGCAAUAUCAGGUUAUUUGCUUUUUGGAUCAGGAACAGAAUCUGAUGUCUUGACCAAUUUUGAUGAGGACCUUGGGGUUCCUUUCAGCACUGCUUUGGAUUACAUAGUUAGAGUUGGGUAUGUUCUUCAUUUGGUUCUUGUUUUCCCUGUGCUUCAUUUCUCACUGAGACAAACUGUGAAUGACUUGGUAUUUGAGGGGUCAGCUCCAUUGACAGAGAGUAGGAAGAGGUGCUUGGCAAUGACAGUUGUUCUACUUGGGUUGAUUUAUUUCGGUUCGACGAUGAUCCCAAACAUUUGGACGGCCUUCAAGUUCACAGGGGCAACGACAGCUGUUUCACUUGGGUUUACAUUUCCAGCUCUGGUUGCAUUGAAGCUAGGGCAAAGAGGAGCAGAAUGUUUGACCCUGAAAGAGAAGUUUCUAGCAUGGCUGAUGCUGGUGCUUGCUAUCAUAGUUAGCAUUGCUGGAGUUGUUGGAAACAUAUAUAGCCUGGAAAGCAAAUCGGACUAAUCAACUGUGUUCUAUGGACAUAUUAUAAGGGUGGUUUUUACAACCUGGCCAUAGGAGGAAAAACCGCCAUGCACGAGUUUAGUUGGAGUUAGUUUGUCUGACAUCUUUUUGUAUGAUUUUAUCCUGAGAGGUGAAUAUACCACGGCAGGUGCUCUCUACUAUUGUUUGUCAACGAUACCUCGUACUCUGCAGGUUUUGUUGCAGGCUGUAAUACCGAAUAUUGGAGGAGACCUCUGCACAAUGUAACAUCGUGCCCUGUACUAUUGUUUGUCAAAGGGGAUGCACUUCUACCAGCUUCAUGGUAUUUGAUGGAGAGUUAGAAAGUCAUCACUGUGGUAGACACUAGAAUGCACCCAGGAGAAGAAAUGCAGAAGGAAGAAGAGAUAUGUAUUUCUUAUGAAAAAGUUAGGAAUUCAGUAUUGGCCGUUGCCUAUAUAUACACUAUUUGUCAGGUGCAUUUAGAAUCCAUAUAUUCUGAGAGUUGGCUCUCUAGUCAACUAUGUAUCUUAUAUUAACUGCAGUCUGCAUACAAUAAAGAAAGUAUCACGCU
Messenger RNA from Linum trigynum, 2546 nucleotides. Lineage: Eukaryota; Viridiplantae; Streptophyta; Magnoliopsida; Malpighiales; Linaceae. The record is from the annotation of a GenBank genome assembly.